AUGGGGAUGGAAACUGAUUCUGAUGCUAUUUACUUUUGCUUUUCUCUCCUUUACUCGUCUUUCCUCAGUUUUCUCCUCAUUGGCUUUAAUUCCUUUCUUUCUUUCUUUCUUUCUUUCUUUCUUUCUUUCUUUCUUUCUUUCUGUGAUCUUGUUUGCCACACUGUAAUAUUUGUCAUUUUAUUCUCUAUCAGUGCUGCUCAGAGUCAGCCAACGCAGGAGUCCAAGCUGGAGGCCCUUCAGAGCCACUUCACCUGGGAUCUGAACUCCAGCAGGUCCAAACUAUUUAAGCUCAGAGAUGUACUAAAGGACAUUGGCACCAAUGAAGGAAACAGCUGGCUGGGUCACAUUUACAACCUGCAGGGGUUCAUCCACUAUCAGCUGGGCUUCAUUGACGAGGCCAAGAGCUUCUUCAGCAGGGCCACUGAGGCCUUCCACCAGAUGAUGAACACAGACUCAGAUGGUCCCUGGUUGGUGGUAAACUACGGGAACCUGGCUUGGAUGCAUCACCACCUGGGAGAACAAGCAGAGAGUGAGCGUUACCUGUCAAAGGUCCACGCCCUGAUGAAGGAGUACCCAUCUCCAUCUGAGGACGAGCUGCAUCCAGAGAUCUACGCUGAAAAGGCCUGGACCUUGAUGACGUUCUGUGAAGACAAAAAGCAGCUGGCUGCAGAUUACUUCCAGAGAGCCAUCAGGAUGCAGCCAGACAGGGUGGAGUGGCAGACCAGCCGAGUGUUAGCAUUAGUAAGUGUCUGUAAACACCCUAGAAAUGAGUCGGGGGUUGACAUCUUGGAAGAAAUGAAAAAAGCCAAAGAACGUGAUCCAGAGAACUUGUACCUUGUUGCUCUUUACCUUGAGGCAUGUGCUGAGAGAGGAACAAACGUUAAAGAACAAGCGCAUGAGUUGGCCGAAAGGAUUUUAAGUAGACCAGUUAGCAGCUACAACGGGUUCACACCAUUACUGAGGCUGUACAGAUGCAUUUCUAUGGAUGAAGCUAUUAAUUUUGUAGAGGAGGCUCUGAAGAGACAUCCAGAUGAGCGUUACUUCAAGAGAUGUGCUGCAGUCUGCUACAGAGAGAAGAUCUUAUCUCCAGAGAAGUUUCUUCUGAAACUCAGCAUGAUCAACAGAGCCAUUAGUCUCUGUGAGGAUGUCAUUUCUCUCUAUCCUGAUUCUUCACUCAAAAUGGUAAUAACUCUUGCAAACUUAUAUGCAAAAGCCAAACGCCAAGAUGAAGGGGACCAGAAAUUCAAAGAUCUGCUAAAAAGGGACCUGGAAGACAAAGAGAAACAGAUGAUUUACAACGGCUAUGCAAAGUUUUCAUAUUUCAGCCUAAAGAAGGAACAAGAGUCGAUAAAAUACCACAUGAUGGCAGCAGAGAUACCACAAGAAUCCUCCUUCAGGAAGGACAGCAUCAGGAACCUGGAGAAGAUCAGAGACAGAAACCGUAACCGAAGAGAAAUAGAGGAGUGUCUGGCCAACCUGCAGCACUGAGAGCUGAUGAUAAAGAUGGAACAACACUGGGGAUAAAUCAAGAAGAUGUUGAUUUUCACAGCCUGAGGAAUAAGUUUAAUGUGAUCAUUUUAUUAAAGUGUUGAAGUUGAUUAAAAUGUAACUUUUAGGGGAAAUGAUGUAAAUGAUGUUAAACACUUAAAUUCUCUCCUGAACAAUGAUCCUGUUAUCAAAGCCUGAUGCAGUUUAAAACUUAUUUACUGAUUAUAUGUUAA
Molecule: messenger RNA, 1721 nt
Organism: Mugil cephalus (flathead mullet)
Lineage: Eukaryota; Metazoa; Chordata; Actinopteri; Mugiliformes; Mugilidae
Product: interferon-induced protein with tetratricopeptide repeats 2-like
Exons: 2
Coding region: 1-1488 (495 amino acids)
Biological process (GO): defense response to virus
Cellular component (GO): cytosol
Molecular function (GO): protein binding
Source: RefSeq, a predicted model, not a curated record